UCUCAAUCUGUACUAGUUAGUUCUCAACACCUAUAAUAAGACAUAGAGCCACACCACUUCUCUUACCACAAACCCUAAAACCAUUUUCUUUUAAAAGGGACCCUCUCUCCCACACACACUCAUGGCUUUAAUAAGCUCAUGAGUGAGUACUAGAUAUAUCCAUUAAUUUGAUAUCAUAAAAAGCCCCUUUUAAUUUCUUGAUUGAUCACUAAAUUAAAAGAAGUGCCAGCUUGCUUUCUUUCUGUUUGUUGUUUCUUUGUGGAAUCUGUUUGUGUUACAGUACUCUCUGGUUGUAUAUCUGCAUUUAGCAGAGAGAAGAAAUGGGGCAUCAUACCUGUUGUAACAAACAAAAAGUAAAGAGAGGACUAUGGUCUCCUGAAGAAGAUGAAAAACUCAUUAAGUACAUUACUACUUAUGGCCAUGGUUGUUGGAGCUCUGUUCCCAAGCUUGCAGGGCUUCAAAGAUGUGGAAAAAGCUGCAGAUUAAGGUGGAUAAAUUAUCUCAGACCAGAUUUGAAACGUGGGAGUUUCACCCAUCAAGAAGCUGCACUUAUCAUUGAGCUCCACAGUAUUCUUGGAAACAGGUGGGCACAAAUAGCUAAGCAUCUACCUGGCAGAACAGACAAUGAAGUGAAGAAUUUUUGGAAUUCAAGCAUCAAGAAGAAGCUCCUUUCACAUGGAUCCCUCUCUGAUCUCUCCAUCAUCUUUCCUAAUAAUAUCAUCACUACUCCAAACCCUAAUCCCUCUUUUGAAACUUUUUACUCAUUCAACCCCAAUAUUCCUAUUAAUGAUUUGAUGCCAACCACAAACUCUCCCCUAAUUCUACAAGUUGACCAAAUGAAUAACAAUCACAAUGGGGAUUUAAAUUUAAUUAAUCCAGUGGCGCCUAAUUCCCUUCCUUUGUCAUUUGACUCAAUUUCAAAUGAUCUAACAUGGUUUAAUUUCAACUAUCCUCAUCUUCAACAUGAUCUUGAAUAUAACCAUGGUGUUAUUAGACAAGACAACUCCAAUUCCAUGCUCACCUCCAACAUUUCCUUGAAUUGCACUAGUGGGGAGAAUUUCAUGGAUUCAAGAAACACGGCUAUCAAAAUUCAUCAAGAUUUAAUGAUGCAGGCGCCUUUAUUGCCCAAGCUUUCUGAAAUGAAGGGAAAUGAAGGUGGAAUUCUAGAAUCAACUCCUGUUGCGUCACAACAUAUUGACUCAAGGGUGGUCAAUAGUCUCCCAUGCUCUUACCCAGCUGGUUAUAGUAUUAAUCCACCUUAUAAUUAUAAUGUGCACGGAGCCGUCAAUGAAAUGGAGCAAAUAGAAUCCGUACACAUGUCAUCCUUCCCAUCGUCGUCACCACCAUCGUCGUCUAAAUCUUCAGCAUCAGCUUCAUCAUCCUUGUCAGCACUUUCAUGCAGUCAAUUUAUGAUGAACCCCAGUACUCUUCCUAUAAUAAGCUGGGAUUCAUAGAGACAUAUUGACAUUUGUGAUGAUGUGCUGAAGAAGAUGGUAAACUUUUUAUUUUCCUAUGCUCAAGUAUACCAUAAUAUUGUUCCAAUGGAAUCAAGGGAGCAUUUUUGAUGGAGGAACUUUAAAGGAGUUGCAUAGUUAAGUUUGAGAACUUUACAUUUAUGUUUAUGCUGUUUUUUUGUUCCCUCCCGUGAAGUACUAUAACUCUCUGUAACAAUAAAUACUUAUGAUAUCAAUAUUAUAAGUA
This is a messenger RNA of Lycium ferocissimum, 1701 nucleotides long. Its product is annotated as transcription factor LAF1-like. NCBI's taxonomy places the organism in Eukaryota, Viridiplantae, Streptophyta, Magnoliopsida, Solanales, Solanaceae. The record is from RefSeq and is a predicted model, not a curated record. The coding region runs from base 321 to 1454 and encodes 377 amino acids. The transcript is spliced from 4 exons.